Molecule: messenger RNA, 2337 nt
Organism: Pterocles gutturalis (yellow-throated sandgrouse)
Lineage: Eukaryota; Metazoa; Chordata; Aves; Pterocliformes; Pteroclidae
Gene: JHY
Product: chromosome unknown open reading frame, human C11orf63
Exons: 8
Coding region: 1-2337 (778 amino acids)
Biological process (GO): axoneme assembly
Source: RefSeq, a predicted model, not a curated record
AUGAAUUCUUCAGGUACGAAGUAUAUUUCAGUGUCUUCUCCACACACCUGCAACAUGAGUAAAAAACAUUUUCCCCAAAGUGUGGUCGUGCAACCAGGUUUUCAUCCUGCAAACUGGAGAAGGGAAUCUGUCAAUGACGAGGGCUCUGCCUCAAGCCCGCAUGACUCCCAAGCGUCUGAUUUUGAAAGCCUUCUUCGGGAGAGACGGUACCAGUUAGAACUCCAGCAGCGGAUUUGUCAAAAUGAAGAGCUGGUAGGACUGUAUUCUGAUGAGUUCGAGAAUGACAGCUUAGAAGAAGAUAGCUUGGAGGAGAGGAGUUUAAAAGAACAAGGAGCUGAGUAUGACACAAAUCAACAUACAAAUGGAAUCCAAAAGAAUGACGGUAAUGGAAGGAAACAACAGCCUGUGGACAAAUAUUUCAACCUGAGAUACAAUCCUAACUGGAAGAACACAAAAGAGGCAGCAGAAUUUUCUGGGGCAAAAAAAGCAUGUCAAGUUGCUGGAGGAAGCAGCGUGGUGGUUUCACAAGAUUCAUUUUACCUCCAUUCCAAUGGCUCCGCAAAAGAAAAGAAUCAACAGGAGACAAAGUCACAAGAUUCACUCUCAGAGUUUGGUCCGGAAUUACCAAGCUUUCAUAAACCAACUGCCGUGGUCAGCAAUGAACCUUUUAGGCUCCAUACCAAAGGGAAGGGAUCUGCAGCUGCCUGUCAUUUCAAAGAUACUCUCAGAACACAUGGCAGUACUUGUUCUCUUCAGAUUCAAAAAGAUCAACCACAAAGAGCAAAACAAGACUUUGUGGAAAAAAAUAAACGGACUUUAGGAAUACGUGCAAAGAUGAAUUCCUAUCUUCAAUUACACAAUAAGAAGAAAGAAGUUCUCCAAGAGCAGGUUGCAGAUCCUGAAACUGUUGAUGAGGAACCAGUUCAGAGUGCCCUACCAUUCCAGCCUGUGAAAAUGGAGCUUGAAGAAAAAUGGUACCUGAAAUCACAGCAGCUCAAGGAUCAGCAAAAUAAGUCCUCUCAGAAAAAUAAAAUAAAAUCCAACCAGAGUCUCAAAGGGAGAGCCUUCCAAAGGAAUGGUAGUCAACAACCACUACGAAGACCAGCAGAACCAAAGGCUCAGCACCACAGGCACCACCAAAUACCGGAAUUGCAGCCUGCUCCCGUGCAGGCAGUACAGCAAGACAACAGCAGCCCGCUGCAGAAACGGCUGUAUCCAAGUCCUUCUGUUGGCCCUGACACUAACACAGAAACAAAUUCAGAUACUUGCUUAAAUAAUUUCCCAAAUUCAAGACAUAUUGUUAAUCGGGAUUUUAUCCCACCUACCAAUCCACUUCAUCCAACAUUACGUAAAUUUAACCGGGCAGAGGUUCUGUCUCCAGCGUGUACCAGCAAGGAGAACAAGAGAUACCAGCAUGGUUCUCCAGGUGGACUUCCACACGACCAGCAACAUGUCACUGUGCAGCUUUUUCCAGGAGAUAACAGUACCAAUGGUCGAGCAUAUCCAAAUCAGAAGAAUAUUUCAUCUGUUUUUAAUGGCAAUUUUCAAGAAUUGGUGAAGGGUCAAGUAUCACUUCAGGAUUGCAAAAGACACAUUCAUGCGGAUAAAGAAUAUCAGAAAUAUGCUAUCAGUAGUUUAAGGCCUUGUCAGUCUGCUGUUCACAGUUCGCCAACUGCCCUUUGGACAAGCUCCCAGUUUACACAAAUGAUGGAGCAACACCACCAAGAAAUCACUCAUUUGACAGCAGCUCACUUAGAGGACGGGCACGGGUUCAGCCUACUGCCACAUACGAUCCCGGGGGUGGAAAAUGGUUCAGAGAUAGAUCCAGAGAGCGGUGAAGGCAACCAAGUGAAAAUAAGCCGAAGCAAUUCAGAAGGAUACUUCAUGCAAAUGGAAAAGCAAAACCAGCCCAAAGUCAGCAAGAAGCCAUGUAGCUCAAAAGCCUGCCUAAAUCUGAAUGUGAAGCUUGGAGGCCUGGGACCUGACUAUGAAGCAAUCAAAGAGAAAAAAGAGAAGUUAAAGCAACAAAAGGAAUAUGCAAAGCAGAUUAAGGAACAUAAUAGGAAAAACAUUGGUUCGGUUCAGAGGUUACCUACAAAACCCAAGGUCUUACCUUCAGCGUCAAGACAGAGGGCGCUGGAAUAUGCUAAGAAGAUUCCUAGACCAAAGAUUUUCACAGCAAGACAAAAAGAUGAAGAGGUGAAAGAGGAAAGAGUUCUGCCACAGACUUUAAAUGGACACAGUUUACCUCAAAUUGCAUGCUUGGAAACUUUGCAAAAUAGGCAUGAGAAGGAGAAGCAAGUUGUAGCUGCUUUCAGAAACCUUCAUAUCUUAUAA